Messenger RNA from Xyrauchen texanus (razorback sucker), 3188 nucleotides. RefSeq names its product CUGBP Elav-like family member 4. Gene Ontology annotation, biological process: mRNA splice site recognition; regulation of alternative mRNA splicing, via spliceosome. Gene Ontology annotation, molecular function: mRNA binding. The coding region runs from base 307 to 1872 and encodes 521 amino acids. The record is from RefSeq and is a predicted model, not a curated record. The transcript has 14 exons. Gene Ontology annotation, cellular component: ribonucleoprotein complex; cytoplasm; nucleus. Lineage: Eukaryota; Metazoa; Chordata; Actinopteri; Cypriniformes; Catostomidae.
GGGGCGAGGGGAACGGAGGUGUGAGUAAAAAGCGCGAGCUCUCGGUCUCUUUCUCCCUUUUAUUACAUGAAUGAAUGAAUGAAUUAUUGAGUAGUAGGGCACGCUUACAAGGAAACACGCCUCCGCCUGGACGACCGACCGCCGAAGCCUUUGAUAUUUGACUUUGUUCAAUGGUCCUACGUGUUUCUAUUUGCACAUUUUGGGCUCGAGAGUAGGACUUGUGUCACGUCUCGCGCCCGUCAUCGUAAAACACUUCGGAAGAUUUUUGCACGAACUACCGCUGCCACGAAACUCCUCGCCGAGAAGAUGGCAACUUUGACGAACGGACAGGUGGACGGCGGCAUGGUGCACGGAGGAGCCGGUACGAACGGGCUCGUGAACGGAAUAAGCCACGCGCACAGUCCCGCGAGCUGCGCCACCAUUCCCAUGAAGGACCACGAUGCCAUCAAACUGUUCAUCGGACAGAUACCGCGCAACCUGGACGAGAAGGACCUCCGGCCGCUCUUCGAGGAAUUCGGCAAGAUCUACGAGCUCACCGUGCUGAAAGACCGCUUCACUGGCAUGCACAAAGGCUGUGCCUUCCUCACAUACUGUGCAAGAGAAUCGGCGCUAAAAGCUCAGACCGCGCUUCACGAGCAGAAGACACUACCUGGGAUGAACAGACCGAUCCAGGUGAAACCAGCAGACAGUGAGAGCAGGGGAGAAGACAGAAAACUCUUUGUUGGCAUGCUGAACAAGCAGCAAUGUGAAGAUGAUGUGCAACGUCUUUUCGAGUCCUUCGGCUGCAUCGAGGAGUGCACCAUCCUCAGAGGUCCUGACGGAAACAGCAAAGGAUGUGCGUUUGUGAAGUAUUCCACUCAUGCAGAAGCUCAGUCUGCUAUUAGUGCUUUACACGGCAGCCAAACCAUGCCUGGCGCUUCCUCCAGCCUGGUGGUGAAGUUUGCAGACACAGAUAAGGAGCGGACCAUUCGACGCAUGCAGCAGAUGGCCGGUCAGAUGGGCAUCUUCAAUCCGAUGGCCCUGCAGUUUGGAGCGUACGGUGCCUAUGCACAGGUCCAACAGCAGGCAGCACUGAUGGCAUCAGUAGGUCAGGGAGGAUAUCUGAGCCCUAUGGCAGCUUUUGCUGCUGCACAGAUGCAACACAUGGCCACCAUCAACGGCCUCCCGGGGGCUCCCAUGACCCCAACAUCAGGUGGAAGCACACCCCCUGGCAUCACAGCUCCCACAGUGACCAGCAUUCAAUCUCCAAUCAGUGUCAACGGUUUCACAGGGCUGCCACCUCCUCAGGCCAAUGGCCAACCCCCAGCAGAGGCCAUGUUUACCAAUGGGAUCCAUCCUUACCCAGUUUUGCAGGAGGUGGUGUUUAGGGAAGACUCGGAGAAGGCCGGCCUGGGCGUGGCACAGAGGAGUUGUUUUGGGGUCCAGGGAAGCUGCUUCCUGUCGUCCCUCUCAGAAGCUCAGAGUCCCACUGCAGCAGACCCCUUACAGCAGGCUUACGCUGGAGUCCAACAAUAUGCAGCAGCCUUCCCUGCUGCAUACGGACAGAUCAGCCACGCUUUUCCCCAGCCACCUCCCAUCAUGCCCCAGCAACAGAGAGAAGGGCCUGAAGGCUGUAACCUGUUUAUUUAUCACCUCCCUCAGGAGUUUGGGGACGGCGAGCUGAUGCAGAUGUUCCUGCCUUUCGGUAAUGUCAUCUCCUCCAAAGUGUUUGUGGAUCGGGCGACAAACCAAAGUAAAUGCUUUGGCUUUGUGAGUUUCGAUAACCCAGGUAGUGCCCAGGCCGCCAUCCAGUCCAUGAAUGGCUUUCAGAUCGGCAUGAAGAGACUCAAAGUGCAGUUGAAGAGGCCAAAAGAUGCCAACCGCCCAUAUUAGCCCCCCCAGCCACCCCUGACCCUGGGGGUGAAGGCUACCGCUGUGCACAGGGAAAGACAGGUUUUAUAGAGUUGGAAGACAUGUUGAUAACAUGGAAAAUGUAUUUGAAAUCUAAGAAAAACACAACAGAUCAAGAUCAUCUGGGCUGGAUAAUCAGUUGAAGCAGGACAUGAGGAGGAUGUAGCCGCGUUAUAUACUACUAACACCCCAUCUCCAGGCUCAAUAGACCUUUUUGAACUUCCACAUUGAACUCAGGGGAGCCGCGGUGUUACUGGACCAUACCGUACUCCCUUUUCCGAAACCCUCCUAAGCCCUUAUGUUGCAGGACCACAUGAUGAAUUACUGAAGACCAAUACAAAAAAUAUAUUUAAAAAAAGAACAACAAUGUCAGCCCUUUGAAGGCUCUGAAUCUAAGAAUAAAUAGUAAGGGGGGAAAAGACACUUUUUAAAACUAAAAUAGACUUUUAGAGGGGAAUCUUGUACUAUUGAACAUGUCUUUGGGAAAACUUUUUAAAGAAUUGUUUUAGAAAUCAACAAAAAGGAUUAAAAAAAAAAAACUUGAAAAAACUUGAAAGAGAGAACCUUUUCAAAGGAUGUGACAAUUCAGGACACGAACUUUGCGUCGACUCGAGAUGGCCAACUUUUUCUUGGAGUGCCUGUCCGUUUCCAGGGGCAACGGCUGCCACAAACCGCAGCCUCAGUCAGCUGGGAGACUUACCUGUCAUUCCUUAGUUGUGUAGGGACCAAAUGACCAAACCUUUUUAUCAAAAAUGAAAAAAAAAAAAAAAAAAAAAAAAAAGACUGUAACAUAAUCGGACCACUGCAUCUCUUGCUGUGCCAAUCGGUUUAAGAGUUGAAUUUAAAAAAGAUAUAUGUAUAAAAAGAACAAAUAUGACUAUAUGCAUAAAUGCAUACAUAUAGAUUGCUGAUAUGCUUUUGAAUACUGGCAAAACUAUUUCUGAAGGCCCGUCGAGGCCGCUCACUUCGCUAGUUUACAAUUACUGCUCAUAAUGAAGAAUAUUUAUUUUUUAGUUUUCUCUGUGCUGAGAGAAAGUGCAUGGGAAGGGUUGUUCCAUAAUGCAGCCUUAUCUUUUCUAUCUUCAUGUCUUUACCUUGUAGUUAAGAGACCAUCUUAAAAAGGUUUGAGAUAAACAAUCCUGUUUAUAUAUGUAACGUACAUACGAUAUGUAUAUGUAUAGCAGACAUUCAAGCAAUAUGUAUUCAUAUGUAUGCACCUGUGUAGCAUAUGCCGAUCAGCCACAAUAUUAAAACCACCUGCCUAAUAUUGUGUAGGUCUCCCUUGUGCCACCAAAACA